AAAAGAGAGAUAUUAAUGUUGUUAGAAAGAAUUUGUCGACUAGGAACAGCAAAUGGUUGGUUUCUACGCAUCAAUACCCGUGUGCACAUUGAUCAAAUUAUAGAAGCUUUUGCUCAACAUUGUGCUUAUAUGGAUCGGCUGGAAAUCCAGUGGGAUCCUGACACCAUCCGCUUCAGUGAUAAAAGUAACAAAUUUGUGGAUCAUAUUCGACUGCGUUGCCCACACCUUCGAUCCAUAACUCUAAGUGAUGGUGAAUAUUACGAAAUGGUCAAAUCAAACUUCGAACGUGCUGACAAGAAGCGAGUUGUGAGGACGACCAUUAACUACAACACCAGCAUUGUUAGUUUGCUUAGUCAGUACAAUGACUUGCUCUUCAACUAGAUCUCUCGAACUAUUGGACUGUUUUAUUUAUUUAUAUAUAUAUUUAUUGAACUAUUUAUUUAUCUAUUUAUUUAUAAAUUUAUUUAUUUAUUUAAACCAACUCCUUGUGUGUUAGUGUGUGUGUGCGUGUAACCUAACUUUGGACUGAUUACAUAUUAAGAGAUAUAUUGCUCUGUUAUAGUCUUUUGUGGUUCCUGAUCUUUCCUUUAUAUCGGUGAAUUUAAACAUCGUUAGUUCUUUCAGUUUAUUGAUAUCAGGUUCAGACUGUUCCAAAUUUAAGAGAUUUGCAGUUUGAAAGAUUAAUGGAAAUUCUAAGAAAAACCAUGUAGCAAUAAUUGUUUGCUAAACAAAACAAAAUUUUAUUUAAAAAGAUUUUUUUAAAAACGAAAUAAUUUUCUGUUUAGAAACUGCUUUAACAGUUGCUUUUGACCCUCUCAUGACUUAAAUUCACUCCAGUGGAGACGAAAUGGCCAGCAUUUUCAUAAAUUUGUAUCCCUAUCAAGGAAGAACAUGUCAAACAUUUUCAAGGUCAUUUAAUUUAAUGAAGGACACACUCUGCUGGUAAAUUAACAUUUCUUGUGCAGUUUCAUGCCAUCUUUUAAUAACUAUUUCGAAAAUUUUCUCCACGUAUAAGAAAGAAACUAACUUUUUGUUAAUUGUUAAAACGAACUUUAAAGCAAAAAAAAAAAAAAAUGAAUGAAAAAAACACACCCAAACUUCAGAUGAUUUUUAACAAAUAAUUUUACUAAAACAAUA
This is a messenger RNA of Octopus sinensis (East Asian common octopus), 1137 nucleotides long. RefSeq lists its product as uncharacterized. Gene Ontology annotation, biological process: SCF-dependent proteasomal ubiquitin-dependent protein catabolic process; positive regulation of protein ubiquitination. Gene Ontology annotation, cellular component: SCF ubiquitin ligase complex. The coding region runs from base 16 to 381 and encodes 121 amino acids. The record is from RefSeq and is a predicted model, not a curated record. The transcript has 3 exons. NCBI's taxonomy places the organism in Eukaryota, Metazoa, Mollusca, Cephalopoda, Octopoda, Octopodidae.